CAGUCCGCACGCAGGCGGCAGGACAACGUCGAUCAGGUGUUCGACGUGAUCGUGAAAACGAACGAAAAAAUUCGAAACCUAAUUCCAAACAAAAAAACUUUCAAGUGAAAAUGUCCGACGUGCAACGAUAGCAUCGAAUCAAACACAAGUUUGAUAUGAAAUUAACAUAUUUAGUGAUAUUUUCAAACAAUGAAAUUUAAAAGUUCAUAUGUGUCUUAGAAUAAACUUAAAUAAGUGAUAAUUUAGUGCAGAAUCUACAAGAAGUAGGAAACUAAGUUAUAAGUCCAGAAAACAACAAAAAAAACUUGGUAGUCGUAGGCAACCAAGAAUUGCGUCACAAUGGCCACCCAUCAUGGCCUGCGGCACGAGAGCGACGAAAACUUUUCGGACGACGAGAGCUUUCCGUUGACGCACGAUAUUUAUGGCGGAAGUACUAGAACAGUCCCAGAUACGAAAGGAUGGGACGUUUUCCGAGACCCACCGACAAAAGUCGACUCUGGCUCGAUGGCCACAAAAUGUCUCGACAUCACCGUGAAGAUCUUCAAAGCGAUCGCUUACCUCGUCACUUUUGUAAUUGUCCUCGGUUCAGGGGUGAUAGCAAAAGGCACGCUGUUAUUCAUGACCUCCCAACUUAGUCCUGAUAAAGUAACCACGUAUUGCAACCGAGAAUUAGGCCGUGAUAAACAAUUCGUAGUAAAACUACCGCAGGAAGAACGAGUCGCGUGGAUGUGGUGUCUGGUCUUUGCGUUCUGGGUACCACAACUCGGGACACUUUUCCGGUCAUCUCGUAUGUGUGUCUUCAAAUCGUGGAAGAAGCCAGCCUUCUCGCACUUUCUCAUCGUGUUCCUAUGCGAGACGGCGCAUACCAUCGGCAUUGCGCUGCUAGUCUUCUACGUCCUUCCCGAUCUGGACGUGGUCAAAGGCGCUAUGCUCACCAACUGCGUGUGUUUCAUCCCAGGCGUUUUAGGGUUACUGUCACGCAGUAACAAAGAAUCAAAACGGUUUAUUAAAGUGAUCGUGGAUUUGUUUGCUAUCGCAGCACAAGCCACAGGAUUUGUCGUCUGGCCAAUUGUGGAGCAAAACCGGAAAUCAAAACCGGAAAUGUGGUUGAUCCCAGUCGCCAUUUUCUUGACAUCUAUCGGAUGGUGGGAGAACUAUAUCUCUAAACAUUCCCCGAUUCCGUUUAUUAAACGAUUAGGAAAAAUCAAAGAAGAAUUCGAAGGAUGCCGUUAUUUCUCUUAUAUUUUUAUAUCAAUCUGGAAGUGUAUCAUCUUCAUGAUCAGUUUGCUGGUGAUCAUGUUCGUCAAACACGGUGAAGCAGGUUUUGUCUUCACUGAUUUCUCACCUGGGUUUGGCGCACAUAAAAUAACCAUCUUGGAAAUCAAACCAACUCUCGGUGGUACCACCAUGCCGGAUCUAACUGAAUUGAUUACUACAGGAGAUGACACUACCAUCAACGCCAAUGACAUGUCUCCUGUCUAUGUUCUCAUGAUCAACAUUCUUGCGUCUUACUUAUGUUAUAUAUUUGGUAAAUUCGCUUGUAAAAUCAUGAUCCAAGGAUUUUCCUAUGCCUUCCCUGUUAAUCUAACCAUCCCUGUUUCUAUUUCCUUGUUGAUCACUGCAUGUGGUCUGCGAAAUGAUGACCCUUGCUUCUUCAAUGAAACACUACCAGGUUACUUAUUCUAUCAAAGCCCACCUGUGUAUUUCUUCAACGAUUUCAUAACACAUCAGCAUGCGUGGGUGUGGAUGUUAUGGUUGUUAUCACAAACAUGGAUAACUCUACAUAUUUGGACUCCUAAAUGCGAAAGGUUGGCGCGUACAGAGAAGCUUUACGUGUCUCCAAUGUACGAUGGGCUUUUGAUCGAUCAAAGUAUGGGUAUGAAUAGGCGUAGAGAUGAUGAAGCGGAUGUUAAAACUGAAGAAUUAGACGAAAUUCAGAAAGAAAAAGGUGAUGAAUACUACGAAACCAUUUCUAACCAUACCGAUGGAUCUACUCCGAAAACUAUCAAGAAUUCCGACCAUAUUACUAGAAUUUAUGCGUGCGCUACCAUGUGGCAUGAAAACAAAGAAGAAAUGAUAGAGUUCUUAAAGAGUAUUCUUCGAUUGGAUGAAGAUCAAUCAGCGCGGAGAGUAGCCCAAAAAUAUCUCAGGGUUGUAGAUCCGGAUUAUUACGAAUUUGAAACUCACAUUUUCUUCGAUGACGCUUUUGAAAUCUCUGAUCAUAAUGACGAUGAUACUCAAGUCAAUCGUUUCGUUAAACUAUUGGUCUCUACUUUGGACGAAGCAGCCAGUGACGUCCAUCAAACCCACAUCCGCAUUCGUCCACCCAAAAGAUACCCACCGUAUGGAGGUCGCUUAAUCUGGACCCUGCCUGGCAAAACCAAAAUGAUUGCUCAUCUCAAAGACAAGAUGAAGAUUCGUCAUCGUAAACGUUGGUCUCAAGUCAUGUACAUGUACUACCUCCUCGGUCAUCGCCUCAUGGAAUUACCAAUCUCAGUGGACCGUAAAGCAGUUAUCGCGGAGAAUACUUAUCUUUUGACUUUGGAUGGUGACAUUGAUUUUCAACCAUCCGCAGUAACCCUCCUGAUUGAUUUGAUGAAGAAAAACAAGAACUUAGGAGCUGCCUGUGGGCGUAUUCACCCUGUGGGAUCAGGUCCCAUGGUGUGGUAUCAAAUGUUUGAAUAUGCUAUUGGUCAUUGGCUUCAAAAGGCUACGGAACACAUGAUUGGAUGCGUACUUUGUAGUCCUGGAUGUUUCUCACUCUUCAGAGGGAAAUCUCUUAUGGACGAUAAUGUUAUGAAGAAGUAUACUACCCGAUCUGAUGAAGCUAGACAUUAUGUGCAGUACGAUCAAGGAGAAGAUCGUUGGCUUUGCACCUUAUUAUUACAAAGAGGCUAUCGUGUAGAAUACUCAGCCGCUUCAGAUGCUUACACACAUGCCCCGGAAGGUUUCAAUGAGUUCUACAACCAGCGUCGUCGUUGGGUACCCUCCACCAUUGCAAACAUCAUGGAUCUUCUAGUGGACUACAAAAAAACUAUUAAAAUCAACGACAACAUCUCUAUGCCCUACAUUGGUUAUCAAAUUCUAUUGAUGGGUGGUACCAUCCUUGGACCCGGAACAAUUUUCCUUAUGUUGGUGGGUGCCUUUGUGGCAGCUUUCCAGAUUGACAAUUGGACCAGUUUCUACUACAAUAUCGUACCCAUUUUCUUCUUCAUGUUGGUUUGUUUUACUUGCAAGUCAAACAUUCAACUACUCUGCGCGCAGAUAUUAUCAACCGGAUAUGCCUUGAUCAUGAUGGCUGUUAUUGUUGGUACCGCUCUGCAGUUACGUGAGGACGGCAUCGGUUCUCCAUCUGCUAUAUUCUUGAUAGCAAUGACAAGUUCAUUCUUCAUAGCAGCGUGUCUCCAUCCACAAGAAUUUUGGUGUAUUGUGCCGGGUAUUAUUUACCUGUUGUCAAUUCCGUCUAUGUACCUCCUGUUGAUUUUGUAUUCAAUCAUCAAUCUAAACGUUGUAUCUUGGGGUACUCGUGAAGUUGCCGUUAAAUUAACUAAAAAAGAACUCGAACAACAACGCAAAGAAGCGGAAGAAGCCAAGAAGAAAGCGAAACAAAAGUCUCUAUUGGGAUUCCUACAAGGAGGAGGUACCAGCGACGAUGAUGAAGGCAGCAUUGAAUUAUCAGUUGCUGGAUUAUUCAAAUUUAUGUUAUGCACACACCAGAAAGCCGGCGAUGAGAAAGCGCAACUUAUUCAUAUCGCCGAUACAUUGGAAGGCUUGACCAAACGUUUGGAUCACAUUGAAAAGGUAAUCGAUCCUCAGGGUCACGCUUCUCGCAGACGUAGCAUGUCGGCUUCAUCCCGCGGAGAUCAUCAUCAUCUGAGUGCUGUUGCGGAAGAUCCAACCGAGGAGUCGUCAGACAGCGAUAGCGAAACAAUGUCAACAGUACCACAAAACAAACGCGACGAUCUCAUCAAUCCAUAUUGGAUCGAAGAUCCCGAUCUAAGGAAAGGAGAGGUGGAAUUCUUAAGUUCAACGGAAAUCGCCUUCUGGAAGGAGUUGUUGGAUAAAUAUUUGUAUCCAAUUGACGAGAACAAGGAGGAAAAGGCACGUAUCGCGUCCGACUUAAAAGAACUGAGAAACUCGUCCGUGUUUGCUUUCUUCAUGGUCAAUGCUAUAUUUGUCUUGAUCGUGUUCUUAUUGACACUGAAGAAGGAUUACCUGCACGUAAAAUGGCCGUUCGGCAUCAAGACAAAUAUAACAUACGACGAGAGUACACAAGAGGCCCGGAUCGCGCGCGAGCUCAUCGAGCUGCGCAAUAAGUCGGUAUUCGCUUUCUUCAUGUUCAAUGCGUUGUUUGUGUUGGUCGUGUUUCUGCUGCAACUUAAUAAGGAUCAGAUCCAUGUUAAGUGGCCGCUCGGCAUACGCACCAAUAUUACGUACAUUGAGGAGACUUCUGAGGUGCACAUCAGCAAGGAGUACCUUCAAUUGGAACCUAUUGGUCUGGUAUUUGUGUUCUUCUUCGCGUUGAUUCUGGUGAUCCAGUUUACGGCCAUGUUGUUCCAUCGUUUCGGUACCUUGGCUCACAUUUUGGCAUCAACAGAUCUCAACUUUGGAUGCUCUAAAAGGUUGCUUUUAUUAUUUUGAACAAAAUGUAAAAACAAAUUGAACUUAACGGAUGAAAUUUUAUAGAAAGAGGAUCUGUCUCCCAACGCGUUACUGGAUCGACAAGCAGUCGAAAUCGUCAAACAACUGCAGCGAUUGCAGGGCAUCGACGAUGGAGACUACGAAAACGAUUCCGGUUCUGGCCCUGAUCGUAUCGGCCGUAGGAAAACAAUUCAUAAUUUGGAACGAGCUGCGCAAAGGAAGAGACAGAUCGGCACGUUGGACGUCGCAUUUAAGAAGCGUUUUGCUAAAUUGAAUGCCAACCCUGAAGGAGGUACUCCUAUUUUGAGCCGUCGAAUGACAAUGGGCAAAGAAACAAUGAAGGCGUUAGAGGUCCGGGUUAAUUCCGUAAUGGCGGAACGUCGCAAGUCUAAUAUGCAAACACUGGGCGCAAAGAACGAAUACGGCAACAAUAAUGUCAUCCGGAAUCAUCGUAACAGCACGACUAGUAUCCCGAUCAAGGACGUCUUUGACAAUGGUCCAAAUGGGCAAGUUAAUAAGGCCUACGAAGAGGAGACUUAUGGAAGUCGGUCAUCGUUACCGAUGCAUCCUAGAAAUUCUGUCAAUUGGAAAGGCAGUUUGAGUAGAAUGUAACCACAAGAGGCAUGCGAAUUAAGACUCAAAACUACCUGAUAAAUGACAAUAUGCAAAUGAAAACAAUUUUAGACAAAUGAAUGAUGAUUAUGAAUGAUUGAUAGCUAAUAAGAAAGACUUGAUUUUGUAUAUAAGCUCAACUAUAAUUAAAUAUAAUGUAAUUUAAAAGAA
Messenger RNA from Dalotia coriaria, 5424 nucleotides. Its product is annotated as chitin synthase chs-2-like. Lineage: Eukaryota; Metazoa; Arthropoda; Insecta; Coleoptera; Staphylinidae. Gene Ontology annotation, molecular function: chitin synthase activity. The record is from RefSeq and is a predicted model, not a curated record. Gene Ontology annotation, cellular component: cell septum; cell periphery.